GUUUUUUAUGUAACCGAUCUAUAUUUUGACCUUUCGUCUGUCGCUGUCAAAAAAAAACAACAACUGGGACUGUUGCAGUCCUAUCUUAUGAACUUAAGUCAUUUGUUUGUGAGAACUCUAAGUUCUUCAAUACGUAACAUUAUUAGGAUGUCAAGUUCUGGAGGAGAAACUGCAGUAGAGAAGUCAUUUCAGGAAAGAUUUUUCAAGGGUGCUGCAGCUGGGAUAUUAGAUGAUGUAAAGAUUUUCCUAAAAGGAACAGUAGAUGUAAACAUGAAAAAUGAUCGAGGCUGGACGGCUCUUAUGUUUGCUGCUAGAAAUGGUCAUACCAAUGUUGUCAAAGAACUAUUACAUAAUAAUGUUGAUUUGAAUAUAAUUAACAGUACCGGUCAGACAGCUCUGGACAUUGCCCUGUUCUGGAACCAUGCAGAUGUUGCUAAGUUACUGCAGUCAGGGACGAAGGAUGUUAACCCAGACAUCAAUCUUAGGAACUAUUUCUCUCUUAAUUUACUGAAUCGUUGCUCAGAUAAAAGAAAGGAUAAAACAUGGCUUCGUAAUAAGAUUUUAGCUGAAAAUACCAGAUUCAUUUUGUUUCAUAAUUUGGGGGUUUUAUGUGUAACUCUGGGGCAUAGAAAGGACAGAUGGAAGUUUGAGCUUGCUCGAGUCGAGAUGAAAGAUAUAGAGCAACAUAUGGCCAGUAAUCCUGUAUGUAUUUUCCUUGGACUUGCUCAAGAGAAUCGUCAUGUACCACUGACAUUUGAAGAACCAGGACUUUUUGCUGUCGACAUGAGUGCAAUGGAAGAGUCUAAAGUACUGUCGCUGGUUCCUGGCAGUCAGUUGAUGCCAGGGUAUCCAGCCGUGAUGCAGCUACUGCCGUCGGAAGCUGGCAUUUUUGCUGAAGCAAGAUCUAUGUUAGCCUGGCAUGAUCGGUACCAGUAUUGUCCUACCUGUGGCUCAGCUUCACGGUUAGAAGAAGGAGGGUACAAACGUGUGUGCGAAAACAUGGAAUGCCGUAGUCAUAAAGGAGUUCACAACACAUGUUACCCUAGGACAGAUCCGUCUGCUAUUAUGCUGGUUAUCUCCCCUGAUGGAAAGAGAUGCUUACUGGGUAGAGCUAAAAGAUUUCCUGCUAAAAUGUAUUCUUGCCUAGCUGGGUUUAUGGAACCAGGGGAGACUAUAGAGGACACAGUGAGACGUGAGGUGGAAGAGGAGAGUGGUGUUAUAGUGGACAAAGUGGAGUAUCAUUCCAGCCAGCCAUGGCCUUUCCCAGCUUCUCUCAUGCUGGGCUGUAUAGCUUAUGCAACCACAGAGACUAUCAAGUUGGACCAGGAUGAGAUGGAAGAUGCCCGCUGGUUUUCCCGCCCCGAGGUUGUACAGAUGUUGACUCAUCAACACCCCCAGGGGCUAUUUGUACCACCAGAACAGGCUGUCGCACACCAGAUAAUCAAAACUUGGGUCCGAAGAACUGCUAACCUUUAGUUUAUGCUAGCUGUGAUAAUUACACAACGUAUAUAGAAACUUCAGGGAAUUAUACAGAUGUGGAUAUUCUUAAAUGUUAACUGAUGACAUUAUUUUUAAAGAAUAAAAUGUAUAAAAUCAAA
Mercenaria mercenaria is the source of this 1598-nucleotide messenger RNA. Its product is annotated as NAD-capped RNA hydrolase NUDT12-like. The transcript has 7 exons. The coding region runs from base 88 to 1476 and encodes 462 amino acids. Gene Ontology annotation, biological process: NADP+ catabolic process; NAD+ catabolic process. The record is from RefSeq and is a predicted model, not a curated record. Gene Ontology annotation, cellular component: cytosol. Gene Ontology annotation, molecular function: NADH pyrophosphatase activity; protein binding; metal ion binding. NCBI's taxonomy places the organism in Eukaryota, Metazoa, Mollusca, Bivalvia, Venerida, Veneridae.